Molecule: messenger RNA, 789 nt
Organism: Alternaria atra
Lineage: Eukaryota; Fungi; Ascomycota; Dothideomycetes; Pleosporales; Pleosporaceae
Exons: 3
Coding region: 1-789 (262 amino acids)
Source: RefSeq, a predicted model, not a curated record
AUGCUUUCGGGAGUAGUACUCAUCACAGAAGCGGGGUCUGGCUUCGGCCAGAGCGCUGCAUACUCGCUGGCCCAGCACGGUGUACACCAAUUCGCCAUCAUCGACACCAAUGAAGCCGGGUUGCAAGAGACGACUCAGACACUGGCAUCGAAAUACAACGUGACAGACGUGCUGAGCGUGUCCACUGAAUGCAGCACCGAAGAGGCCAUUGAAACUGCUGUCCAGCAGGCUGCUUCGCGCUUCGGACGUAUCGACUUCGCCAUCAACAAUGCCGGCUUCGGUGGGCCGUUAGGCGGCAGUCCCGACACAGCGCCCGCCGCAUUCGAAGCCCAUCUCAAAGACCAUGUGACGCUUCUGUGGUUGUGGUAUCGAGCCGAGCUACGGCAGAUGCUGCGGCAGGAGCCACGUGACAUGCGAUAUGGCCGUGGAAGCAUCGUACAUGUCUGCUCAGUACAUGCCUUCGCUGCCUCACCACCCCAGGUCGCUGCUGGUGCGUAUGUAGCGGGCCGUCACGCUGUACUCGGUUUGACACGCUCUGAGGGAGUGCUGUACGCGCCGCAGCAGAUCCGCAUCAAUGCGCUAUGUCCUGGGUAUAUUGCGUCUCCUCUCAUCGAAUCCUCCGAACAGACCAAGGCUUUUAUCGGUAACCUUGUGCGCGAACGUGUGCCUGCAGGCCGACUGGGACAGCCUGAGGAGGUUGCUGAUGCAGUGGUGUUUCUGGCCGGACCCAUGAGCAGCUACAUGUUUGGUCAGUCACUAGUCCUGGAUGGGGGUUAUCUAGCUCAGUGA